CGCAUGCGUAUCCCCGCCCUUUUGCUUUCCCCCCUCUCUCGCGUUUUCUCUCUGUCUCUCUCCCCAUCUAUUUUUCCCCUCCCCGCCCGCCGUCGCCUGCCCGUGGCCUAUAAAAAGAGCCGCCGGCGGGGUUUCCUUUCUCAGUCCGCAGUCGAGGCGGGUGGCUGCAGGUGGGAGGACAGCGAGGAAGAAAAGGAGGGCCGCUCGAUUGUGGUCUCUGGGCCUUGUGACGCCUCAAAGCCCUCCGUUGUUUCUUCCUCGGCGGCGCCAUGAGUUCAGGCACUCCGUACAUCGGGAGCAAAAUCAGCCUCAUCUCCAAGGCGCAGAUCCGCUAUGAGGGGAUUCUCUACACCAUCGACACCGACAACUCCACCGUCGCCCUCGCCAAGGUGCGCUCCUUUGGAACGGAAGAUCGACCCACAGACCGUCCUGCACCCCCGAGGGAAGAGGUUUAUGAGUAUAUCAUCUUCCGGGGGAGUGAUAUCAAAGACAUCACUGUAUGUGAGCCUCCAAAAGCGCAGCAUAAUCUACCCCAGGAUCCUGCUAUUGUUCAACACAGAGAUCCUAUUGGGCUUUUGAAGAAAGGGGUCAGGCAAAGCCUCAGCACAAGGCAGAGAAUGUACCUUGAUGGUGGAGCCAAGCCAAGAAUCUGUGGUCCCCAGUCGUCCCUGAGUUCUGCUUCAGCAUCCUCCUUUCAGUCACAUGUGCCUUACAGUCCCUUCAGAGGCAUGCCGCCCUACAGCCAGCUUGCUGCCGGUUCUUUAAUUGGGCAACAGUAUGCAGCUUCCCUUGGUUUAGAGAAACUGGUAAGCCCUCCAACAUCAGCAGCUGCUUCCAGUCCUAGCACUUCUUCAUCUCCUCAGCCAGUUUCAGAGCCUGACUUGUCAUCAGAGCCACACUUGCUGUCUUCUAAGGGUGCUGCUUUUCCAUCAGUUCAUUCAGUACGUAAAAGUCCCAUGGUGGAGCAAGCUGUCCAGACAGGACCGAUUGACAGCAAUCUUAAUCCCAAAAAGAUUCCACCAGUCAAAGCCACUCCAGUGAUCCAGCGCAACACACGUCAGAUUCAGCAGAAUAACAAGACAAGUGAUACAGUUGAGCCAACACCUGUACAAACACAAGGGCAGGUGAAUGAUGAGAAUAGAAGGCCCCAGAGGAGGAGAUCAGGGAAUAGGAGGACCAGGAAUCGUUCCAGAGGGCAAAAUCGACCUGCUACCUCCAAAGAGAAUACAAUAAAGUUUGAAGGUGACUUUGAUUUUGAAAGUGCAAAUGCGCAAUUCAAUAGAGAAGAGCUGGAUAAAGAAUUCAAGAAGAAACUUAACUUUAAAGAUGAAAAAGUUGAGACAGGUGAAGAAAAGGGGGAGCCUACAGUGACUGCUGAUAACUGCGAUGGCGCCACAGAUGAAGAUCUCCUUGGACCCAACUGCUAUUAUGACAAAACAAAGUCGUUCUUUGACAACAUCUCCUCAGAGCUUAAGUCCAGUUCAAGGCGUACAACAUGGGCUGAGGAACGGAAACUCAACACGGAGACUUUUGGUGUGUCGGGGCGCUUUCUUCGUGGCCGCAGUUUCCGCGGUGGGUUCCGUGGUGGAAGGGGGUCCGGAGCUGUCCGGCGGAGUCAGGCUCCUCCCAGAGUGGGCACCGGAAGAGUGUGAACCUCUAAGGUUCUCAAGCAUAUUUUGCUGCAAAGACAUGUGUAUAUAGGAAGGAGGGAACAAUCAGAACUGCUGCACUUAAAAACAUGGGUGAAUGGAGCAUUAUGUUCACAAGCUUAAACUCCCAGCACUGCUGCUUGUUUGUCAAAGCAGGAAUGGAACACAGGAGUUACUUGAAAAUGAGUAAGUCCACAAACCACCUCUUCAAGAAGACUUUCCUUUCUUUAUUUUUUGAGUAGUGCAAGGAAUUUGUGCUGCUUUUAGAUUUCCAAAGGCUGCAGUAACUGAAUACACAGAAUACCUGUUCUGUUCUUGAAGAGGACAAUGCAAUUUGAAAUUCUUCAAAAACAAACCAAAGUCAUCGAAACCAGCAACUUUUACUUAUUUGAGGAGCCACAGUUCUGCCAGUCUCCUGCUAUUCAGCCUUCUUCUCUUGCCUUUUCACACUCACCCCUUGGUUCACACAGAUUAUUUUGAUGUACAGAAACAAGUUCUAGUGCAAAACGUUGUGUAUUAUGUGGCGAUGGGGAUUGUUGCUGAUCAUGUGUUCGUAAUUCCGAGUUCCGGGCUUCAGAUGCACACAGCGUCUCCGGGGAGCUGUACAAUAAACCUGCUUGGAGUGCUGGUCACCCCUCCAAAAGAGAUACGAAGGAUUGGAUAUGGCUGAUAAUAAGCACCAUUCUCCAGCCUCCUUGAUGGUAGCCUUCCAUUUUCUGGCACUUCAGUGGCGUAUUCUGUGUUUGGAGAAGGCAUAAGCUCGUGUGAUGUUCUUUCAACAAUUCUUAACAGACUGAUAUCCUUCCCUCCAUUUUUCCUUUCUUUCUCUCUGUCUUUUAUUUAAAAGGGGAAAAUUUAAGUUUUUCAGUUUCAAGCCCCGUUGAGGAAAAGAGCAGUAUGUGCUUUUGUGCUUAGAAGCUGGGUAGGAUAUUUAAUCCUCUGGAUGGGGAAUGCGGGGAGCUAAAUGAAACAUGGGGAAAGCAUGGUCAGUUCCUUCCAGUCCCCUCUCCCCAAACUCUAUAAAUAGUUCUGGGUUGUUGUUUUUUUCUUGUUUUUAAAAAGACUUGGGGCAGGGUUUGAAAGUUGGGUGUGUGGGGAUUCUAAACUUUUGCAUGAAAGUGGGUUAAGCCUUUAGUAAUAGGCAUGUGUCUCUUUUGUAGCUACAGGAGCUGUUUCCCCCACCUCCUUCAUGACUAGCGUUUUCAGUUCCUCCCCCACUAGGUCAUGCAUCGAUUUAAGUUGCUGUAAAGGCUUUAGUUUUGUAGGCCUUCAUCAUAAAGUACACAUUGUGGUGAGGCUGCUUUAUGGAGUCAUGUAAAUCGUAACUAUAAAUAAACAUAUAAAAUGUU
Molecule: messenger RNA, 2998 nt
Organism: Anolis carolinensis (green anole)
Lineage: Eukaryota; Metazoa; Chordata; Lepidosauria; Squamata; Anolidae
Gene: lsm14b
Product: LSM family member 14B
Exons: 11
Coding region: 270-1652 (460 amino acids)
Molecular function (GO): mRNA binding
Source: RefSeq, a predicted model, not a curated record